AUGUCCAAGCACAAAAAAAAACAACUUCCUCUUUCAAAUAGGUUUCGGGGAUCGCAGAGGAAUGCCAAUCUUUAUGAUAACCAUGGCCAGUUGGGCUAUAGCAGCAACAGUAGCAGUUCUGCGGACAACAACAACAACAACAACAGCAACAAUAAGUCUCGAGAAUGUCAUUUUGUGGGUGAAACAAUAGCGGCUUCUUCCAGCAAACAUAACAACACUUCUUCUAACUUUGGAGAAUUUGCAACCACCGGUACAGUGCCACCGAGAGGCCCAGUAGUCAACCAGAAGAGUGGAGAAUUUCUGGUACGACGAUUAAAUCUUAGUAAAGACCCUCAACCCCAGUCCUUACAGUCUCUACAGUCCCAGCCCCAGUCUCUACAAUCUCAGUCAUCUUUAUUUGCAGCUUCGUCAUCUUUACAGACACCUUCUGGUUCUCAUCGCAGUCGUCGUUUUAGUAAUCUAUCGAGGCGGCAAGGGUUUGAUGGGUUCCAGGGGGAAGAUUUAACGGAUGGGUCUCGUGGUGGGAUAAACAGAAAUACCAGUCACCGAGGAACUACACCUGAGACAGCUGGGUUUGGUCGGUUGAAAAGACCUGAAGAAGUAGGUGCAAUGACUUGGCAUGGUAGAAAAAGAGUGCGGGAUAGUGAAGAGAAAAGUGGAGGAUCAGAAAAACGGACUUUUAAAUCAACCAGUCAGGGCAAAUCUACUCAGCAAGUUUAUACGACAACCCCUCCUUCUUUGAUCCCAGUUCAGUCGCCAGCCCAAGUUGCAACAUCAGUGAGUUUGAAAACAUCGAUCCCAGUACCAAUACCAGAUCAACUUAUUGUGAUAGGAAGUAAUCCAGGGUUUGGGGUGAGACGAAGCACGCCGGACGUGCAUGUUAUUAACCUUGAUGAAGAGCCAAGCAUUCGGCCAAUCAACAACAAAACAGCACAUAUAAAUACCAAAGCCAAGAAUAUUUUAAUGAAGAGUAAAUCUGUGACUAAAGAAAUUGAUAAUGAGAAGGAAUUUGAGAGUUGUGUUAGUGAUAAAGGUGAAGAGAGUAACGAUUUCGAGUCUGUAUUGUUUGGGGCGGUUGAUAAGGCAGCCAGCCAAGCAAUGGAAGAAUCUGAUUCUAUACCAAUCAAGCAAGAGGAAGAGGAAGAAGAGGAUUCUGUAGAUCAGAAUGCUCUUGCAGUUGUUCAACAGCCAUUGUCUAUGUUGGUGCCUCCCACAACACAAGCCGUGCCUACGGUGCGCAUCAAGACUGAAGAAAAUGUGCCUGUGAAUAGGGAGAAGAUAAAGAAGAAGACUAAGAAGAAUAGUGAGGGGAAUAAGAAUACCACUGUGAUUAAGAAAGAAGAUGUUGAAUCCAGUUGGACUUUUAAAAUGGAGAAACACUCUGAAGUCAAGAUCAAGAAAGAGGACUCGGAAGAGCCGUUGCAUACUGGCAUACAUGUGGAACCAAUAGCUCAAACACAGUUGGAACCCCAAAUGACUGUUAGGGUUUGUGCUAUAUCUGUUACUCCAGCUUCUGUGUCCGAAUCUACGAAAUAUCAAGAGUCAGAUCAAGGACUAGAGGUCAAGCAGGAAUCUGAAGUUGAGCAUAAACAAGAACUGAUCCAGGAGCCAAAUCUACAUCUCAAACAGGAACAGAUGAGUCAUGUACAUGACCCAUUACAAAAUGAUUAUUUGGAGAACUUACAUGUUGUGUCACAAACAGCCCGCGAGUUGAUGGCCAUUGGCGAACUUCCGUGGGAACAUUGGAUGCAGACACCAGAAAAGCCUUUAAUUUCACAACCUGUGGACCGCACCAGGUUUUCAUCUGCAUCAACACCGUUUCUGUAUGAAGACGAUACUUCAGAGCACACUGCGGAUCCUGCAGAUCUUGAGGAGCCUGCGGAUCCUGUGGAUUCUGUGAAGUCUGUGGAUUCUGUGGAUUCUGUGGAUUCUGUGAAGUCUGUGGAUCCUGUGGAUCCUGUGGAUCCUGUGGAGCAUGAAGAGCCUGAAGAGCAAGAGUCUGUUUCUGCUACCACUUUGCAACAACAAGAGCCAGAUAAAUUACUCACCCAAACUACACUGUCUGGACCUGAUUUAAAAAGGGAACCGCCAUCGCCAGAGCCUGUUCAUAAAGACUCACGAAUCACUUCAGCAUUACAACUUCCGCCGUCACCACCACCUUUCCCUACACAUUACGGCUACAACCGGGUCCCGUUUCGAGGGCUACUAUCUCUUCGGGCUGCAGACACAUCACGGACAGCGCCAAUGCCAAGCGAUUUACGAGACUUUGAGGCUGCGCGGGCACGGGCUGCUGUAACAAUUGACCAAGAACGCACAAAUAGACCAUUACCACUGUCAACGCUGACUACGGGAGGAAUGGUAAGAUUCGGGGACUACGCGCUGGCGCCGUGGCACCCAAUGACGUACCCUCGUGGCCCAGAGAUGUGGUCUACAGCCGCCGCCGCAGAAGCAGCUGAUGCAGGUGCAGCAGGUACAGGUGCAGCAGGUACAGGUGCAGCAGCAGCAGCAGCAGCCCACGACAUCCAUGUGUGUCCGUAUUGCUUCAAGUACAUGCCAGAGGGUGCGCAGGCGCGCCGCCAUGCACUCAAGUGCGCGAAACCUCCGCCUGGAUGCGAGGUAUACCGACGUGGACAGGUUUCAGUGUACGAGGUGGACGGUGCGCAGGAGCCGGUAUAUUGUAUGGAUUUGUGUUUGCUUGCAAAACUUUUCCUUGGGUCCAAGUCGCGAUGCGUGGUUGGCCAGUUUUUGUUCUACGUGCUUGUUGUGAGAGAUGAUGAAGACAAUUCUGCUCCCAAGUUUGGUGCGUAUUUUUCCAAGGAAAAACAAAGACGGAGGGGACCGCAUUAUAACUUGUCUUGCAUUCUGACAUUCCCAUUGGCUCAGCAGUGUGGGUUGGGAUCAUUUUUGAUUGAGUUUUCGUACCUGCUGUCGCGGGUAGAGGGUGUUCCAGGAACGCCGGAGAAGCCGUUGUCUGCAAGCGGGCGCGCGGCGUACCGGCGGUAUUGGUCGGCGGCUGUGUGUUAUUCGCUGCAGGAGGCCAUGACGGCUGGUGAUACUGGGGUAUCUAUUACACGGUUGUCUCUGAGCACAGGGAUGGCAGCUGGGGAUGUUGUAUAUGCGCUUGAGCGGCUUGGGUUUUUAGUGUGGGCGGAUACUGAGGAGGGAGAGGAAGGAGAAGAAGAUGAUGAGAAGGAAGAGGAGGAGGACGAUGAUCAGGACAAUGAGGUUAGCAAUUGGAGCUUCGAGGACGAGAAGGUUGAGGAAGGUGUAGUGAGUGGAGAAGGGUUGGGUUCUAUGGAGGACAACAGGAGGGGAUAUGAAGACGAAGACCGUGAUCGUGACCGAGACCGAGACCGGGACACUGGAGAGUGUUUUGUGGGUGUUUCAGAGUCUGAGGAAGGAAUUGAUGGGCGAAGGAAGUUUCGAAGAGGGAGAGGUGGUUAUGGUAGUCGGGCGACUCGGUCAGGUUUAGGAUUGCGAAGACAUCAGCAUCAGCAUCUACAUCAGCAGAAUCAGCGGAAGCAGUUUCGGCAUGGAGUCCGGCAGCAGGAACUGCAGAGUCGACGGCAGUUUGCCUUGAGAGUUGUGAGGGAUAUUGUAGAGGCUACAAUUACAGAGUGGGAGCAGGUCCAUGGGCGCGGACAAAUGUCUGGGGUCCGGGCGUGUCGAGACGCAGGCCCAUUACGGGUAGAUCCUGGGCGGCUUGUGUGGGUGCCUUAUAAUGGUGGGGUAACGUUUGGAGAGGAUGUUGAGGAUGAGUAUGAAGAGGGGAAUAAUGAGAGUGAUGGAGAUUAUGAGGAAGACCCGGAGGAAGACCCGGAGGAAGUUGGGACUGAGGGAGAAGAAGAAGAAGAAGAAAACGAAGAAAAAGAAGAGGGUGAGGAUGUUGGUAAGGGAGGGGUCAGAGUCGGUGCUGGUGCUGGUGCUGGUACCGAUGACGGUCACGGUCACGGUCACGGUCACGGUCACGGUCACGAAGCUGAGGAUGAAGAAGGCAGGGAUGAAGGUGGCAAUGGCAGAUCGGGUGAUUUGGGAGAGGAGCAGGGUGGUGAUGAAGGUGCCGAGUCAGAUACCGUGAUGGAGGAUGUUGUUGUUGUAGGAGAAGAGCAAGAACAAGAACAAGAACAAGAAGAUGAACAAAAAGAUGAACAAAAAGAUGAACAAAAAGAUGAACAAAAAGAUGAACAAAAAGAUGAACAAAAAGAUGAACAAAAAGAUGAACAAGAAGAUGAACAAGAAGAUGAACAAGAAGAUGAACAAGAAGAUGAACAAGAAGAUGAACAAGAAGAUGAACAAGAAGAUGAACAAGAAGAUGAACAAGAAGAUGAACAAGAAGAUGAACAAGAAGAUGAACAAGAAGAUGAACAAGAAGAUGAACAAGAAGAUGAACAAGAAGAUGAACAAGAAGAUGAACAAGAAGAUGAACAAGAAGAUGAACAAGAAGAUGAACAAGAAGAUGAACAAGAACAAAAAGAAGAUGAAAUUGGUAUUGGUGUUGACAGAGGACCCGAUACCAGGGAAUGGACCGAGACGUGGGUACGUAAGCCCCGGCGGCGUCGGCCCACUCGGCCCUUUAUAAGUUGA
Molecule: messenger RNA, 4584 nt
Organism: Magnusiomyces paraingens
Lineage: Eukaryota; Fungi; Ascomycota; Dipodascomycetes; Dipodascales; Dipodascaceae
Exons: 1
Coding region: 1-4584 (1527 amino acids)
Biological process (GO): regulation of DNA-templated transcription
Molecular function (GO): histone acetyltransferase activity
Source: RefSeq, a predicted model, not a curated record